Messenger RNA from Xylaria bambusicola, 1474 nucleotides. RefSeq names its product PRP38 family-domain-containing protein. Gene Ontology annotation, cellular component: precatalytic spliceosome. Bases 453 to 1298 code for a protein of 281 amino acids. Lineage: Eukaryota; Fungi; Ascomycota; Sordariomycetes; Xylariales; Xylariaceae. The transcript has a single exon. The record is from RefSeq and is a predicted model, not a curated record.
CGAUAGCGCAGCAUUGAGAGGGAGCUCAUUUCUCGCCAACAACGUCAACAUCAACAUAAACAACUACAUCUACACCUAAUCAUAAUUCAUUUGAUAAUAGCAAACAUCUCAAAGGCAACCGAAAACAAAGAGAUCCUUAUAGAUCUGAUCAAACUCUGUACGAAGGAAGCGGCGCUCACUGCUGAAUCGCCUGAGAUUUCAUACCCACUGUGUCACACACAUACAUACAUACAUCUAUCUCAUGCCAUGAGACCAAACUGAAUCUUGUGAGAAAGGUCAACCUGAGUUACAUACACCAAUAGGAGACAACAGACGGAGACCCGCGGAAAGAUAAAAGGUUCUCAUAAUAAUAUUGGAACAAGGCUACCAAAUCAGCAAAGAAGCCCCAGCUCCAAUUCAAACACUCAAAAGAAAUAAACUGCGCUCUGGGGAGGGACACAACGCCAGCCACAAUGCCCUCAGACACACAUCGCGCCGACGAGCGGCGCUUCCUCGACGAACGAGGCAGCAACGCGUCCCUGGCGCCCAACGGGCUCAAUCCCGCCACGAUAAUGGAGAAAGCGGUCCGCGAGCGCAUCGUCGACAGCUACUUCUGGAAAGAGCAAUGUUUCGGGCUCAACGAAGCAGACAUCGUGGACCGGGUAGUAUCCCACGUGUCCUUCAUCGCCGGCACAUACGGGUCCACGCAGAAGCCCUCUCCCUUCCUCUGUCUCGCGUUCAAACUCCUCCAGCUCUGCCCGUCCGACGCCAUCGUCUCGACCUACUUGUCCUACGGCGGGGAGAAAUUUAAGUACCUGCGCGCGCUCGCGUGUUUCUACGUCCGAUUGACGCGGAAGGCGGAGAACGUGUAUGCUAUUCUCGAGCCGUAUCUAGAGGAUAAGAGGAAGUUGAGGAGACGCAUGAGGAGCGGUGUCCGGUUGACGUUUGUGGAUGAAUUCGUCGAUGAGCUGCUUACGAAGGAGCGCGUGUGCGCGACGAGUCUUUGGCAGAUGCCGAAGCGGGAGAUCCUGGAGGAUUUGGAUUUGUUGGAGCCGAGGGUUAGUCCGUUGGGGGAUAUUGAGGAUUUGUUGGACGAGGACGAGGAUGAAGACGUGAAUGGGGGUGAGAGUGAAGAUGGCGAAGUUGGAGAUGAGGGUGGAGAUGAGCGGCGUGGGAGAUCGGGUUCUGCGGAUAGUAGCGAACGGGGUAGCAGGGGGAGAGGGGGUUUAUCUAGGAAUGGGAUGGAUGUUGAUGUUGAUGGAGAUGGACGGUCUGAUAGGAGUAGGAGUGAGAGGAGAGGGAGAAGCGAUAGUAGGUGAGCCUGAUAUGUUUCGAUUUACUCGAGCUUUUUUACUGCGGAUAUGAGAAUCAUGUUGUCGCGUAUGAUGAGCAUGAAGAUGUGAAUAAAAUACGAUGAGUUCAACCAUGGAUUAUCUCAUCGUUUACAGAGAGCACUACAUUGCUUGCGAAAGCAUCAUGACUGAAAAAUGUAAGA